Theileria equi strain WA is the source of this 802-nucleotide messenger RNA. RefSeq lists its product as hypothetical. Bases 119 to 682 code for a protein of 187 amino acids. The transcript has 5 exons. NCBI's taxonomy places the organism in Eukaryota, Apicomplexa, Aconoidasida, Piroplasmida, Theileriidae. The record is from RefSeq and is a predicted model, not a curated record.
GAAUGUUGUGGAAGAAAAGUUAUUUUCUGCGACCGAUGAAUCUUCGCUUCUGUUCCUGGAGAUUGAGCUUCUAAGAGCCAUUAACCAAAUUGUAAUAAGAAGAGUAGAUUCAACCGGGAUGGAUGUGCAAAGCAAAACAAACAUGUGGAUUGUCGUAGUCAGACAAAUGAUUGAAACCUGUCGCAAGGGAUACCUUAUAAAGGAAAAAGAUGUGGACCAGAUUACUAAUCCUGAGGAAAGAGGAUUGAUACCCAGAGAAUUUGAAAGAUUCAAGUCCAUAAUUAUCCUAGACAGUGGUUUAAGAGAUGUUAUACCUCCUGCAAUUUUGGAGAUUAUAAGAGAGAUUUCCGAUUCAUUUGAUACUCUAGGAUCUUCGUUAUCCUCAUAUCUUUUAUCUGAGCUCCUCUUUGUUGUAGUAGGGGACGAUGUUGCAUUUAUAAAGGAUGCAAUGUGUAUAACCACAAAGUAUCUCGAGAUAUCGCUGACUAACCAGGAGUUUUCGCCUUCAAAUGUGGAAAGAAUAAUAACAUUGAUGAGGCUUAUUUUGGCAUUUAUUACUCACAUUGAGAACAAAAACAACGAACUUUUAGAACUUGGGUCAGAGUGGAGAUCAGCAUGGGAGGGAAUAAUAAUGGUACUGUUGAUCCAUGUGUAUACAUCUUCAUACACAUUGAAUAUUUAAACAUUGUUAGUUUGUUAUUAGAGCCCCUGUUAUAAUACUAUCCCAAUUUGCUAAGAUUCGUAUAAAGCUAAAGAAAGUUGACGACGAUACCGGAGAUGCUAAUCGGGCACUAGCGCUCAA